Molecule: messenger RNA, 3390 nt
Organism: Marasmius oreades (fairy-ring Marasmius)
Lineage: Eukaryota; Fungi; Basidiomycota; Agaricomycetes; Agaricales; Marasmiaceae
Exons: 8
Coding region: 1-3390 (1129 amino acids)
Cellular component (GO): nucleus
Source: RefSeq, a predicted model, not a curated record
AUGGGUCGAAUUCACAAAGAGAAAGGCGGAAAAGUUCAACUUAGAUCAAAAGAAAAACCGACCGGCAAAAAAAGCAAGAACAACGAUGUUCUGAAGAGCCAGAUUAGUCUCUUGGGAGGGAAUGAGGAAGACUACAGUCUAGUCAAAGACGCGGAUGAGAAUGCUGCUGCCGCAGGAACGAACUCUGUAGACCCUACAUUGACGAAAGACAUUUCUCAAUUCCUCAAAAGUCUCAAUUUUGAUGUACCGGAAGCGAGUGGAAGCUCGUCCAAGUCUAAGAAUUCGACUCGAAAUAUCUCACAAGGACAGGCGAAGAAGUUAUCCCGCCAAACAGACGAGCCAACAGUCAGCGAGAAGGGGAAGGACGUCGCGACUGAAAAAUCCGGGAAGGGGAAAAAGAGCAAAAAACCUGCUAGAGAAAAUGACAAGUCUACUCCUUCCAAAUCUUCCAAGCAGGAGGGAAAAGCGGUCGAACACGAAACCGAAGCCUCGAAAGUCGAGCUCCCGAAGCAAGUAUCGUUCAAUUCAAAAUCUACAUUUGUUGUUCAGCCCACGGUGCAAUGGUAUAAAGCGAUACCGCCUUUGAAAUCCACCAACAAAUCUCCCCCACCCCUCACCUCCACAGAUCUUCCAUCCCUGUCUUCCAAAGCAUCACAGCUCCAUACUGCAGACAUCGAUAUGUUCCGGUCGUCAUCGAAUAGCUCUUCUCACACUGAAGCCAGCUUUCUUUCGAAGAUCAUCCAGUCUGGUACACUAUCGGACAGACUGAGUGCCCUCACUCUACUCGUGCAAAGCAGUCCGAUUCACAAUACCAAGGCGCUGGAGACACUGAGAGGGAUGGCCGAACGUGGAAAAGGAAAGGGAGGGAGAGAGGAGAGUUUGAAGGCCCUGCGUUGCAUAGUAGAUUGGUGGGUCGGCGGAGGUGCUCCGGAUAGGAAACUCAAAUACUUUCGGGACCAACCACUAACCCAUCCAUCCGUUACCGACCAACAUCUCUUGUUAUGGCACUUUGAGGACUGGCUGAAGAAGUACUUCUUCUCCGUCCUCCAAGUUCUGGAGCAGUUCUCUCUUGACCCUCUCCCAUACGUGCGGAUUCAGACCAUGAGCUUGAUCUUUACUCUGCUUCGUGACAAACCUGAACAGGAGCAAAAUCUUCUACGGCUGCUCGUGAACAAGCUGGGUGAUACAGAGAAGUCGGUCUGCUCCCGCGCAUCAUAUCACAUCUUGCAACUCCUUCAGACCCAUCCCUCGAUGAAAGGCGUAGUCGUAAGAGAAAUAGUUGCAUUGGUGUUACGCCCAGCUGCACCAACCGCUGCAGCAACGGUAUUGGCGGCGGCGGAAGCAGUGGCAGCAGGGGUUGCUUCUCUACCCGCCAACGUUGCCAAUCGUAAAAUCAAGUUUUCUGAUGACUCUGCACCCAGUACGUCUGCUUCUGGUACUUCGACGAAGGGGAAAGGGAAAUCGACAGUUCCGGAGAAGAAGCCUACGAAUGUUCAUGCGAGAUACUACGCUACCAUCACUUUCAACCAAAUAGUGUUGACGCCAGGAGAUCGCGAUGUGGCACUCAAACUCAUCGACUUGUAUUUCGAGCUUUUCAAAGAACUACUGGGUGAAGAUCGAGGGAGUGAAGCAGAUGGCACAGAGGACGCGAAACCUGAGGGAAAAGGGAAGGAUAAAGAGGUCAUGAAGGACAAGAAGGGGAGGGUCAUGAAUGGUAAACGAGGCAAGAAAGGGAAAGGGAACGCUGGAAGUAAAGGAGCUGCUGGGUUUGAAGAGAUUGAGGAUGAGAAUUCAAAAAUGAUCUCCGCGAUCCUAACUGGCGUUAAUCGGUCUUUACCUUUUGCAAAGAUCGACACCAAUGAUGCAGGAUUCAUGAAACAUAUAGACACGCUCUUCAUGAUCACGCACACGUCGACCUUCAAUAUUUCCCUUCAGGCUCUGGUCUUACUACAGCAAAUAUCUUCUUCCAUGACGAGCACUUCUUCAUCAUCCCCAGCUUCUAAAUCGAUAAUAGACCGUUACUAUCGAACCUUGUAUGCUUCCCUUCAUGACAUGCGACUCGCCACUUCAUCCAAGCAAGCCAUGUAUCUCAACUUGCUUUUCAAAUCGAUCAAGGCCGAUGCAGGAAAUACGGACAAUAAUGGGAGAAUAAAGGCGUUCGUUCGAAGAUUUGUUCAACUCCUCGUAACAGGUGGGAAUGGUGCAACGGAGUUUGUUGCUGGAGGGCUAUAUUUACUGGGAGAGCUUUUUAGCACAGUACCAGGUGUCCGCUCCAUGAUCAACGACCCUCAAAAAUCAGCCGCUGAGCCUUACGACCCUCGCAAACGUGACCCUCAGUUUGCUCAUGCCUCUUCUUCUCCUCUCUGGGAAUUAACACCACUUCUAAACCAUUAUCAUCCAACAGUCUGUCUCCACGCAAGACAACUCCUGACAUCCCAACCGCUCACCGCCAGUGCUGAUCUGUCUCUGAACACCCUGUCCCACUUCCUAGAUAGAUUCGUUUACAAAAAUCCCAAAAAGGUAUCUGCAGAAGUGAACGGUACCAAGGGCAAAGGCUCUAGCGCUAUGCAGCCGGCUGGUAGUGCGGUAGAGGGUGUCAAGCUGGUGAAAGGAGAGACAGGGACAAGCGGGGAAAUGCCGAUGAACGAAGAGCAAUUCCUUCGGAAACGUGUUGAAGAUGUACCCGCUGAUCAGUUGUUCUUCCACAAGUUUUUUACUAGGAAGCGUGAAAGAGAACAAGUCAGCAAAUCCAGGGGAGGCAAGGGAGGUGUCGAUUCAGAGAUUGACGGCGCGUCCGACGAGGAGGGUGACGAAGAAUCUGGCAAAGAAGAAGAGAUGGAUUUGACUGGCGACGAAAUGGAGAGAUCCGAUAAAAAGCCGAGUAAAAAGAAGGUUCAUGACGAUGACGAUGAAGACGAGGAUAGCGAUGCUGAAGAGGAAGAGAUCUGGAAGGUGAUGAAAGCUUCGAUGCCCAAAGCUGAGGGCGACGACGACCUUUUGGACGAUUCGGAGAUUGAUGAUGACGACGAGAUACCCUCUGGACUCGACGCAGAUUCCGAUGAAGAUGCGGCCGAUGAUAGCGGACCGUCGGACGAUGAUGAAGAUGGAGAGGAGCUCGUUGACGCUGAUGAAAACCUUUCUCUGGCUGAAUUGUCGGAUAAUGAGGACCUCGUUGCAUUAGACGACAUACAGGGACUCGUCGAGUACGACGGCUCAGGAUCAGAACGGGAAAAAGAGGAAUGGGGUGGUAUCGGUUCGGACAGUACGAAGAGAAAGCGGAAGACUGAAGAAAAGGGCCGUAAGAGGAAGAAACUGCGCUCCUUGCCUACCUUUGCGUCAUACGAAGAGUAUGCCAAGAUGAUCGAAGAUGGUCCAGAGGAUGAUAUAUAG